AUGCCUCGAGUGCGCGCGAGCGGCGCCGCCGCCAAUGCUCCCGUAGCCGCGACUCCUCACAAAUCUGCUGGCAUCAAGAUCCCGCUCAACGACGAUCGCGAGGAAAAAGCAAAGCGCCUACAGUCCCGUCAAGCCUUCCAUGAGAUGCACAUGAACUCGCUCAAAGCCGCCGCGUCACCUGCCCGCAAACGCAAGUCUCUAGGCGCCGAGCUUGCCGAAGCUCCUCAGACUCCCACCGGAAAGGAAAGUCAAGAUGAAGCCUUCCAUGUCGGAGGAAGUGCUGUCACGCCUAUGAAGCGUGUUCCUAUCCUGGCAAACUUUGAGGAAUGGAUGAAGAUGGCCACCGACAACAAGAUCAACGCUACAAACUCGUGGAAUUUCGCUCUGAUCGACUACUUCCACGACAUGUCUCUGUUGAGAGAAGGCGACGGUGUCAACUUCCAAAAAGCCAGUUGCACCCUGGAUGGCUGCGUCAAAAUCUACACCAGUAGAGUCGACAGUGUCGCAACCGAGACCGGAAAGCUGUUGAGCGGUCUCGCUGACAGCAACAACAAGAAAAAGCGUGGCGACUCAGAUGACCAAGAGAACGAGGACGGCGAGGACGAAGAGGGUGAGGAUGGCACAAAGAAAAAGGCAAAGAAGAAGACACACCGCUCAGAGGCCACUCUCGCAACCUCAUUCGCCCAACUGCAGCUCAAGAAGAUGGAACUCGAAUUCUCCGUCGACCCUUUGUUCAAGAAAGCCUCGGCGGAUUUCGACGAAGGAGGCGCGAAAGGCCUAUUACUCAACCAUCUCUCCAUCGAUAACACUGGCAGAAUCGUUUUCGACAGCAGCGACGACACUCAAGACGACGAUGAAUCUCGAACCGACAGCAUGGAUGUGGGCGACGAGGAGAAGCCGGACGAGGAAGACAUUAAGGCUGCACUGCCGGCACCCAUCGACAUCUCUGGACUGGCCGCGCGAUUCUUUCCUGAUCUUUCGAAGCUGGACUCGCAGGAUAUCUGUCCUUCACUCAAAACAUUCGAACUCGGCGGUGGCAGCGCCACAAUGGAUCUGCCCUUCUUGAAAGCUCCCGAAGAUUGGCGCGCUCAAAAAGAAGAGGAAGAUCAUGAUGAUGCUCGAUCCGGGAUUGUGCUGGGCGAUGAUGAUGCCGUUGGCUUCGAUGACGAUGACGGUGCAUUUGGUGGCUUUGACAUUCCUAUCGAUGCUGGUUUCGGUGAAGGAGGUGAAGCUUGGGCCAAGGAAGCACAUGUCGAGCCUCAGCUCAGACCUCACGAUGAGGGCGCUGAUGUCGACGCCGGCGUGGGUGUCGAUAUGGAAGGUGGUGAGGUGGGUGGGUUCGACUCGAAUGGAAAUCAAUUCGGCGUCACCCUUGCACACCGCGGUGACGAGCACGAGAACAUCCUCAGCUAUUUCGAUCAAGCACUUCAGAAGAACUGGGCUGGUCCAGAGCACUGGAAAAUCAAGAAGAUCAAGGAUGCCGCAAAAGCAACGCCCGCAACCACAAAAAAGAAGGACAAAGAGCCAUUUGAAAUCGACUUCAUGAGUCCGAUGAACCAACAGCUUGCCGAUCUUCUCUACACACCAGCACCCUCGAACGCGACUAUCAGUCUGCCAAAGAAGGACUGGAAGAGCAAGACCCGCAAUCUAUUGCCCGAUGACAAACACUUUAGUUCGCGCGAUCUACUACGACUUUUCCUCAAACCCAAGGCCCGCAUGGGAUCACGAAAAUCAGCACAACAACAAGCUCGUGGAGGAGUCGAGCAGUUCCAACAUGGCGAUGUUGACGAGGCGUACUGGGCAAACGCUCAGGGGCUAGCCGAACCACAACCUAUCGACGAGGAAGGCGCACGAGGCGACUACGACGCCAAUUUCUUCCAAGACGAUGGCUUGGGUGUUGCAGCCGGCGCCGCAGACGACGAUGACGAUUUUGCAGAUGCGCAGGAGAUGUUGCCACCUGCUGAUGCUUUCGACGCUGCUCAGUCAGGGGUACCUAACAGUCUACCACCCAGCAGCCAAGAGACGGCCUUUGGAUCAAAUCUCAUCACACAAAGCAGACGCUUGCGACCGGAAUACGUACAAUAUGCACGUGUAGCCAAAAAGGUCGAUGUGCGACGACUAAAGGAAGAAAUGUGGCGAGGCAUCGGCUUCGAAGUCGAACCUUCCCAAACGCCCUCAAAAGCUCCACCACCUACAGUGGACAUAUCAGAACAAGGCACAUUCAAGUUCACGGACGUGAUGAACAAUCUGCGGCACGUGUAUCCUCAACAACAACUAUCAGACAUCAGCACGAGUUUCGGGUUCAUUUGUCUUUUGCAUCUUGCCAACGAAAAGGGCUUGGUUAUCGAAAACCAAGAGGGCUUUGAAGAAUUGGUGUGUAGGAAGGACGAUAGUUUCAAUGCUGCGGAUAAUGUUUAG
Aureobasidium namibiae CBS 147.97 is the source of this 2418-nucleotide messenger RNA. Its product is annotated as barren. Lineage: Eukaryota; Fungi; Ascomycota; Dothideomycetes; Dothideales; Saccotheciaceae. Gene Ontology annotation, biological process: mitotic chromosome condensation. The transcript is spliced from 2 exons. The record is from RefSeq and is a predicted model, not a curated record. Gene Ontology annotation, molecular function: chromatin binding. The coding region runs from base 1 to 2418 and encodes 805 amino acids. Gene Ontology annotation, cellular component: condensin complex.